AACCAAAGUACAAUUUGAAACAUUUCACAGCCACCCGAAACUGAAACUAAAGUGCUGUAUUUCAAAAAAGCCAUAUCACCUCUACUUCUCUUUCCCUCAUCACACAAUGCUGAAAGGCAGGAGGGAGCCAUGAUCCAUCUGCUGCUGUGGCUACAGGCCCUUCUACAUCUGCAAACAAGUGCCGCAGCUCCACAGGAGCUGAAUGGGGCCAUCGGAGGGUCAGUCACCUUCCCCCUGGACAUCCAAGCAGUGUGGCAGGUCAAGAGCGUCUUCUGGACUUCCAAAGGAGCCAUCGCCACGGUGAUCCCAGAGGGGCCGGGGAACCCUCCUCAAAUCAUCGCCUACACUCAGCAAUACAAGGGACGGCUGAUCGUCGCCGCCAACUACGACCUGACCAUCGGCAACCUGAGCCUGGAGGACGCCGGAACCUACAGAGCCGACGUCAGCAUUGCCCAAACCACCAACACCACCCAGUUCUCUCUGCGCAUCUGGGAUCUGCUGACGGAGCCCUCGGUGAUGGUGAAUUCCAUGAUGGUGAAUUCCACGGCGUCUGACAACGGCCACUGUAACGUCACCCUGACCUGCUCCGUGGCCAGGGGAGGGGAUAACGUGACAUUUAGCUGGAUGCCCCUGGGGCCUGAGACUUCCGUGUCCCCCUACGACUAUGUCCUCAGCAUCGCCUGGAGGCCCGGGGACCCUCCCCAAGACUACACUUGCACAGCCACAAACCCCAUCAGCAAUAGCUCCCACACCAUCCCCGCUGACCGGAUCCACUGUCCAGGCAUGAUGAACGCAUCGGAAUUGAGCCGGACCACGGUGCGUGCGGUUGUCCUAGUCCUGGUGGUAGUAUCCAUCAUCUUGGUCGGGGUCCUGGUCAUAUGGUGGCAGAUGAAGCAAAGACAAAGAGACAGUGUUAACCCACAGGAACCACACCGAUCUCUGAACCGCCCGUGGAAAGAGACCCCAGUGAACGCCAGUGCCGCAAUUUACUCGACCGUCCAGCCAACCCAGAAGGCGGAGACCACCCCCGCAUCCCAUUGACCUAUGAAAAUAUCAUAUGAGCAGUAGCGUGGUCUGGGCUAACCCGAGUGACUGAGGCCACACCCGGCCCACGGAGAGACUGUGCAGGCGGCCCGGCUGACGGCAGGAAAGCGACUGUGGCCCAGGGAGGGAGUGGACACCCACGAUUCCCGACCCCCACAACUGACCCGCGAGCACAGAAGCAAAAUUCUGCAGAAUGAGACCUCUCCCCCAGGCCACCUUAGUCUUGGAAAAUCCACUCCUUGGGACUCAGAAUCUCCCAUUUCUGAUCCUGCCCCUCUGAAAGGGGCUUGGAUGCUCCUAAAGAACCCUCCCCCCGGGACUUGACUUUGGGUGCUUCCCUGGCCACGCUCCAGGCUUGUCCAAGGACAGCCCCAAUCCUUCCCAUCCCCCACUGAUGGAGGUAAGGAGACGUGAGCCACUUGCCUCCAUUUGCUGAAACAACAUGCCGCACAAAUGGCCGGAAGGGAGACCACUUUAACCUCCACAUCUUCUGCCCGACCCCCAAGCACUUAGUAUAGUGUGCUGCAUAUAGUAAGCAUUCAAUAACCACAAUUGAUUAAUUGAAAA
Molecule: messenger RNA, 1611 nt
Organism: Ornithorhynchus anatinus (platypus)
Lineage: Eukaryota; Metazoa; Chordata; Mammalia; Monotremata; Ornithorhynchidae
Product: SLAM family member 9-like
Exons: 5
Coding region: 130-1041 (303 amino acids)
Biological process (GO): T cell activation
Cellular component (GO): external side of plasma membrane
Source: RefSeq, a predicted model, not a curated record